Pleurotus ostreatus (oyster mushroom) is the source of this 852-nucleotide messenger RNA. RefSeq lists its product as uncharacterized. Gene Ontology annotation, biological process: mRNA splicing, via spliceosome. Gene Ontology annotation, cellular component: spliceosomal complex. Bases 1 to 852 code for a protein of 283 amino acids. The record is from RefSeq and is a predicted model, not a curated record. The transcript is spliced from 7 exons. NCBI's taxonomy places the organism in Eukaryota, Fungi, Basidiomycota, Agaricomycetes, Agaricales, Pleurotaceae.
AUGAUCAAGAAACGAAGUCGGCCUCAACAACGGGUACGCGAGCGGUCCAUAUCGCAUGAAGAAGAGGUGCAGAAUGAGGAGGAAGGGGAGACCACUCUACCCGUAUCAGAAAUCCUCGAGUUGCGCAAGCUUCGGAAAGCCAGAGAGGGCAUAGAUGUGGCUAAACUUCACAAAGGGGACGUCAAGAAGAAGAAGAAACGGCUGGUUCCCGAGGAAGAGGUCGGUGGUCUCAGGCAAGGGGCCGCCGUCGAUGCGGAGGAUGAGGACGAGGAAGCCAUCAAGGAGGCACGAACGCGACGAGUUGUUCGAGCAAACAAUUUCACCCAGCAAACCAAUGUACUCGAUGUUGACAAGCACAUGAUGCAGUACAUUGAGCAGAACCUCAAAAUACGCAGCAGGCCUCAGGAGGACGAACCAGGGAAGCCAGUAGAUCCGCAAGACGAGCUCUACGAAAUUGUAGACCGCUGGAAGGUGGAGAAACAAAAGCCGACCACGGACGAAGGCAGCGUUACCAACAGCCUGACAAUGUUAACUGCCAUCCCAGAAGUUGAUCUGGGCAUGGACGCACGCCUCAAGAAUAUUGAAGAGACCGAGAAAGCGAAGCGGGUAGUCGCGGAAGAGCGACAAGAACGAAAGAAACAACCAAAUGGCGAAGAGCACCUGGUGGCUUCUCGAUUCUACCGACCAAAUCUCAAGCAGAAGUCUGACGCAGAUAUCAUGCGCGAUGCUAAACUCGAAGCUAUGGGUCUGCCCACACAGGACGACCAGCCCAGACGACCACAGCACGACCGUCCUCAAAUGGCUACCGACGAGAUGGUUAUGGAACGCUUCAAGAAACGUAUGCGGAAAUAA